This is a messenger RNA of Musa acuminata AAA Group (dessert banana), 402 nucleotides long. RefSeq lists its product as uncharacterized. The coding region runs from base 1 to 402 and encodes 133 amino acids. NCBI's taxonomy places the organism in Eukaryota, Viridiplantae, Streptophyta, Magnoliopsida, Zingiberales, Musaceae. The record is from RefSeq and is a predicted model, not a curated record. Gene Ontology annotation, molecular function: nucleic acid binding. The transcript is spliced from 2 exons.
AUGGGACACGUCAACGGGAACUACGAAGCUCGGGACCCGACAAUGGCGUUAUACCUGACAGAAGUGAAACAGCUCGCCCAUUGCUUCAACCGCCUCUCGGUCACUAGAGUACCUCAGGCACAGAACAUCUCGGUCGCGCACCCCCAGACCAACGGUCAGGCUGAAGUAAUGAAUCGGGCGAUCCUGAAAGGCCUCAAGAAGAGGGUCUCGGGUGCAUGCGGAGCCUGGGUGGACGAGCUCCCUAGCGUCCUAUGGUCAAUGCAAACGACUCCCAAAACUGCCUCGGGGGAAUCUCCGUUCAGCCUGGUGUUCGGGACCGAAGUAGUCCUCCCACCUGAAAUGGUGUUCCCGACCUUGUGCACCACCAUCUAUGAGCAAGACAACUCCGAGGAGGGCCUAUGA